Molecule: messenger RNA, 1023 nt
Organism: Xenia sp. Carnegie-2017
Lineage: Eukaryota; Metazoa; Cnidaria; Anthozoa; Malacalcyonacea; Xeniidae
Product: craniofacial development protein 2-like
Exons: 2
Coding region: 1-1023 (340 amino acids)
Biological process (GO): chromatin remodeling
Cellular component (GO): nucleus
Molecular function (GO): catalytic activity
Source: RefSeq, a predicted model, not a curated record
AUGCGCACCCUCCCCCAAUCCGGGGAAGCUCCUAGAAAAGGUGGAGUAAAACGCGCUCUCAUUACUCGCCUGCUCAGCACACCGCGGCUGGGGGGAAACAUUCGUCCUGAGCGUUCUACCGCUGUUGUAGCCCGUGAGCUACAACGUUAUAAUAUUGACGUUGCUGCUCUAAGCGAGACAAGACUCCACGAUUCGGGAUCACUCACAGAGGCAGCGGGCGGAUGCACUUUCUACUGGAAAGGUAAACAUUCUUCAGAGAAACACGAAUCAGGAGUUGGCUUUGCUAUCAAGUCCUCCAUCCGAUUAUCUGAGCUUCCAGUUGGACAUUCGGACCGCAUCAUGUCACUUCGUUUGCUGUUGAAUAAGCAACGUUCGCUCCAUCUCAUCAGCGUGUAUCCUCCUACUAUGCAGCAUUCUGACAUCAUGAAAGAUGCAUUUUAUGAAGAUUUGUCAGCCAUCAUUCGCACUAUUGCAGCCCACGACAAAUUUAUCAUCCUUGGCGAUUUCAACGCUAUAGUUGGCAAUGAUUUCCACACCUGGCCAUCCGUUCUCGGUCACCAUGGCAUCGGCAAUGUAAACAGCAAUGGUAAUCUUCUCUUGACAAUGUGCGCUGAAAACAACCUGACCAUCACCAACUCGUACUUCCAACUACCAAACAAAUUAAAGACAACAUGGAAGCAUGCUCGCUCUGGUCACUGGCACCUAAUUGACUACAUCAUUACAAAGUCAAAAGACGCAUCAGACUUCCAUGUCACUAGAGUCAUACGAGGUGCUGAUUGUUGGACGGACCAUAGACUUCUAAUUUCAAAGGUGUGUCUCAAGAUCAGCAAACCUGCACCCAGAAAAGCUCAGAAAAUUCCGAAGAAAUUCUGCGUCUCGAAACUCAAAUCAGAAGAAGUCGCAACAUCCCUCAGAAACUGCAUCGACGAACAGCUACAGAAUAUAUCGGUGCUCCAGAGUGGGAUAGUCUUAAGACGGUUCUUCUUAACUCAGCUGAGACUGUUUAAAAACACAAAAAGCUAG